Lingula anatina is the source of this 4534-nucleotide messenger RNA. RefSeq lists its product as uncharacterized. Lineage: Eukaryota; Metazoa; Brachiopoda; Lingulata; Lingulida; Lingulidae. The record is from RefSeq and is a predicted model, not a curated record.
UUCCCGGAUGAAAGUAGAUGCUGUUAAAAACAACAUUGACCCCGUUCAAAAUGCCUUGCAGUGAUGCAGUGGUUGUAUAUGGAAGGUUGUGCUCUCUACCAGAUUAGCUUCUUUUGGAACUGCCACUACCAAGUUAUGCAUAGAUUUGGACCCUCAUCGCAAAUUUUUAAAACAAGAAUUCAAGACUGGUGUUAAUCAUUUAUUCAUAUAUUGACUCCAAAAACUCCUUGGUCUUUAAAGAAUGGUGGAAAUAAAACUGAAUCUCUUGACCAAUUUCACAGGCUUCAGGAACUGAAUUUCCAGCAGGUGCAAAAAGGAGUAGACGUAGGUUAAACAAUAUGGAAAAGACUGUGAAAGAAGAUACACCUAAGGCAGGAGAUGAAAAAAAGUGCUUGCAAGAACUUACGUCACAUAUUGCGGAAGAAACAACGGCCAUGUCUCAAAAGUCGGAAAUAGUUUCCCAGGUGGGAAAGAACCCUGAUUUGGUUAUGACGGCAGAUGUAAUAAAACAGACAGCAUCCAACACUGAAAGGUUGACUUUGAUAGAGAAUACCACCCAUAGGCCAGAAAAGCAACCCCUGUCUACAGUCACAUCAAUUCCAAUUAAAGAGGAUUUCACUGCUGAACAACAUAAGCUUCACAGUGAAGUGACCUCAAAUUUCAAAGAUGCUGCUCCAGAGUCUGAAGUAGAGAAGACUGUUUCCAAAUCAGCAGUUGUAACAGAGAAAAAUUCUUCUUGGUCUGAAAUGACAUCAAGUUUAAUAAAGAUAGCAUCUGAUUCACAGAACUUACUCAUGACUGAAGCUCCAUCACCGGUGAUAGAACCUGUUUCUGAAUCUGAAAAACUGCCUUCAUCUGAACUAAUACCUCAUUUGAAAAAACAAUCUACGCCUCAGUUAAGAAACGAGGUUCUCCCAGAAAUGGUGCCAGUUUUAAAAGAUCAGUCCAGGGUCAAUGCACAGAAUGGACCAUCAAAUGACAUUAUGCCAGUUUUGGUCUUGGAGAACACUGCCUGUAUGCCCAGUAGUCCACCUGUGUUGGUGAAGGACACAGUUCCUGAAGAUGGUGAAAAAGCUCCAUGUGAAAUCAUGCCUGAAUUGGAAAACCAACUUGCACUUCAAGAGAUGCAAGCUUGUAUGAAAGAGACCACACCCAAGCUGACAUAUCGGUCUCCAUGUCAGGAAACAACUUCUUUGAUAAAAGAAAAUGCCUCCGAGUCCAAAAUGCAAGAUGGUUUAAAAGAACUCGCAGGUGCUGAGCCCCCAAAUCCGCCUCUUUGUGAAAAAAUGCCAUCUUUGAAAAAGCAGAAUGCAUUGCAGCAUGGGGACAGGGUACUGAAAGAACCAGAUAACACUGGGUCAAAAAAUGAUUCACUCUGUGAGAAUGUGCCAGACUUGAGUGAGCACCUGCCAGAUGGAAGUGAGCUCAUGCCCAGUGUAACUGAGCACAUGCCCAGUAUAACUGAGCACAUGCCAAGUGUAACUGAGCACAUCCCAGAUUCAAAUGCAUGCAUUGAUACCAGCUGUCAGUUACCAAGUGAUCUGGCAAUGCCAAUAAACCAAGAUACAGUGCCUUUAGUUACAGAACCUACAAUGGUGCAGAAUGUGGUAUUGCACUUCGUCCCUCCUGAUGUCAGAGCUACCCUGGGUAGUGAGAGGCCCGCGUGUCCAGCUGCCUAUCUUUACUAUCCGCAGGCUGACCAGUCUUACAAAGUUCUGCCCAUAUCUGAAGUUGUCAUUCAGAAUGAUGAGGACAUGGUGCCACCUUGUGUUGAAAAUAUUGAAAUCAAAUCUUUUGACACUUAUAUUCAGAAGAAUGGGACUCAAAGUUUAUCGUCAUCAAAAAAGAGGGGAAAACUCAGUACUGAUAAAAAAGCAAUUGGAAUUUUAAAGAAGAAAAAGAAUCUCCAAAAUUCCAUGAAAGCUGAAGUUGGUAAGAAAAUUAAUUUGCAAGACACCAAAGAACUUAGAGACACAAAAAAUUCCAAGAAAGCCUUUUACAAAAGGUGUAAGAAUAAGAGCGGGCAAGCCAAAAAUAAAAUACCAAAGAAGUCGCUGAAAAAGAGUAUCAUUGAACAUAAAAAAGAAAUUGCAUGCAAAAGUUAGAAACGACGCAGAUCCUACUUCAGAGUGUAAUGCAAAGAAGAGACCCGAGCUUGAAUUCUUUGGCAGUGGCAGGGUCAGAAGGUCUACUAAACCUGUUAGUUACACAGAGUAUACAGAUGACUUUGAUGUUGUUGAGGAAAUCCCACUGGAAGUAGAGGAAGGGAAGAGGAAGAGGAAAGUUAAAACAUGUGACUGUUGUCCUUCAACGAAAAAUGAGAAAAACAACGGGGCUGCAAGGAUCCCAAGUAAAAGCAUGGAUAGCAGCUAUGCCUCUUUCAGUAAAGCAGAUAAAAAGAAUGAUACCAGGAAAAUCAGACAGUUUUCUUGUCCAGGACUUUUGAAACACAAGUGCCCACACUGUCCCUUUACAACCCUCAACAAGUACUACUUGUGGAAGUCCCAUGUAAUGCGACAUGCUGGAGCUUUGUCCUGUUCUUUAGAUCAGUGUAAUCUUGAGUCCAAGUUUAACAGGAAGAUUGGAUAUCACAAGAGGCAGCUAACUGAAGACCUUAAGACCAAACACGGAAGGCCGAGGGCAUUUAGAUGUGACAUAUGCAACAAGGCAUUUACUUUUGAGACCAAUGUGGUAAGGCACAAAAAGAUUGCCCACGUUGAAAAACUGCAGUAUCUUGAUUGUCCAGUUUGUCACAAACUAUUUCUGAAUGCUUUAAAACUGGAACAUCAUAUGAGUACAAAACACAAGCAACCCUUCACAUUUCCAAGUCUCAGAUGCAAGACAAAUUUUACUUCAAAGGAUAUGUUGCUGAAACACAAGAAAUCCACCCAUGCAGUCAAAAGAUUCAGAGAUUCAAGGAAUUUCAAUGGAAAAUUGAAACCUUGUUUACCAUUGGAUUCAGGAUUGGAACCUAGUUUGAUGGUAGAGAAACUAAAGGUUAAAGAUUUUGUCAAAGGUGAGAGUAAUACCUACUGGCUUCACUCUGGAAGUGAGAGAACUGUUACUGUGGAUGACUAUAACAUUCAGCAAAUAGGGUGUUGCAAUGGGACCAAAUAUUUUUCUGAAAACAAAACUGAGCGAAAACAGAAAGAAGAUUAUACAAUGACUACUUCCAAAGACAAAAUUGCCCCUGAAAAGCCACCCAACAAAAUGGUUUUACCAGUGCCAGUUGUAAGACUGGAAAAGCUUUCUCGUUUAAAGAUAUGUGGGAGUCACUCCAUUCAUGUCAAUAACAUGAGUGUUAAAGAAGUUCAUUGUAAUGCCUCAGAUACCAUAGAUGUAAGUGAAUGCACAGACGAACAAAAAGAGAGGAAAUUCUUGGGCCACAAAUAUCCCAAGUAUAUCUUUUCUCAAACUGGUAAGGUUGAAAAAGACACUUUGGAAAAAACAAAAGUCUACUCCAGAAGGGAAAGAAAACCAAGGCAAUUGGAGUCUUACUAUGUCAGUGACUUUGUGUAUCCUUGGUCUGACAGUAACUCUGAGUGUGAAGAAGACUGGGAUUGUGGAAAGGAAAGAACAAAAUCAAAGACAGUUAGGAAACGUAAAUCCAGAGAUAUAGAAUACUGCAUGGGCAGUGAAGACCCAGAAUGGGAACCAGCUGAAGGAAACAAAAAAAGACUAAAAUCCAUGCUCGAAUGUGGUGUUAAGCACAAAAAAGACCUAUCAAAGUCUCACUGUGGGAAAGUUUCUUCAUCCGUUCCAAAGUCGUCCAAGUCAGAUGUAAUGCAGAUUAGAAUGAGUGAUAAUCGAAAAACUUAUGUGACCAAAAGAACAGGAUUCAAAAAAGUGAUGAUGAUAAAACUUGCACCAUCUGCAAAAAAUGCCAAAGUUGAAGAAAAAAUAACAUUAGUAAAGUUCAGCAAUAAGGAGAGUGAGUGCAAAAGCCAGAAAGCUGACAAAGUCAUAGUUGUUAGUAAGAUGAAGGACGAUAUCAACACAGCUGACCUUUUUGAAGAUGAACAGAAUAACAAUACUGCAGACAUUGAGAAAAUUGGCAAAACUUUAGAAAACGAGCAGGAGUAUUCUCAACUGAAACCUUUAGUUGAAAGGGACAACAUAUUUGCCACUCUGAGUUCACUACGGGUGCAGUAUCAAGAACAGCUGUCUGCUGUCUCAUGAAUGGCUGCAAAUGAUACCAUCAGACCAUAGAAGGCAAUAGAUAGCAGGGUUACUAUGACCCUCUUCAAAAGAAAACAGUAAUACACUUGACUUAGUUUUAAAAAAAUGUCACUGUGUUGAAAACAAGUAGGAAGAUUUAACAGUUGGACCUGUAGUCAAAAAGGGAAAUCUGUUUGCCAGUCUUUAGUUUGUUUAAGCUGUGAUAUCAGGAAUUCUGGUCCAUUCCAAAGACUGAUAUGUGAAUCUCUUUUUUUAUGGUAGAAAAGAUUAAGAUUUGUUAGGCCAGUCUCUUGAGAUCAUUGUUCAGAUUUUGUUGUUGGUCCUUGUAAAAGUCUUUGGUAUUUUUUUAAUGGAA